Molecule: messenger RNA, 1295 nt
Organism: Orcinus orca (killer whale)
Lineage: Eukaryota; Metazoa; Chordata; Mammalia; Artiodactyla; Delphinidae
Gene: SAYSD1
Product: SAYSVFN motif domain containing 1
Exons: 4
Coding region: 90-647 (185 amino acids)
Source: RefSeq, a predicted model, not a curated record
CCUUGAGCCGGUCAAAGCCGGGACAGGUGCCCCUGCGAGCGGGCGCGCGCGCGCGAGUUCUCGGGAGCGCGGGAAACGGGGUGCGCGCUAUGGAGAGGCGCUUAGCUGAGUUCCGGGAGGCCCGGAAGCGCGCCGGGCUGGCGGCCGAACCCAGCACUUCGAGGCAGCGUGCACAAACCUCGGGAGAGAAGGCGGAAGCAGCUGCGACUCCAAAGGCAGCCCCAGGCUGGCUAAAACGGUUCCUGGUUUGGAAACUGAGGCCCGCGAGUGCCCAGGCCCAGCCCAACCUCGCCCAGGGAGCGGCUCGGCCUGGGGGCCGCGCGUCACAGCCACCGGGGAAUCCAGCCGAGCGUCCGCCGGCCCCGCCCCCGCAGGACCAGUCUCUCCUGACCAACAUCACCUUCUUGAAGGUGCUCCUCUGGUUGGUCCUGCUGGGACUGUUUGUGCAACUGGAAUUUGGCCUGGCCUAUUUUGUCCUGUCCCUCUUCUACUGGAUGUAUGUGGGGACACGAGGCCCCGAGGAGAAGACGGAGGGGGAGAAGAGCGCGUACUCCGUGUUCAACCCGGGCUGCGAGGCCAUCCAGGGUACCCUGACUGCCGAGCAGCUGGAGCGCGAGCUGCACUUGCGACCCCUGCAGGGGAGAUAGGACCAGCCCUGCUGUCGGCUGGCCUCCCAAGGUCCUUUCACCCCUGGGGCACCGACUUGUGGGUUUGACUAAGGACAGCUUGCGGGUCAGUUCUGUGACCCCGCAAUUCCACACUCUUUCCCCGAUCUCCUGCUGCAGUUUUAUAUCAAGUUCUUUUUGGUUUUGAUGAAACUCCCAGGAAGACAUUCACUGUGGGUCUGAUGCAAUUUAUAAAAAGAGAGACGCUUAAGAAAGGAGACCUCUUUGUCUCUUUAUUUGAGAGAGGUGAUUUUUAGAGCACUAAGAGGGCAUUGGGGAGAUAACUUUAAAAUACCCAGCUGUUUGAAGUAAUCGUUUGGUACAUCAAGACUGUAUAAACAUUGGAGCAUUGGGUGGAUAAAGACUUGGAUCUCACUCUCAAAAAGCUGGAAAGAAGACAAGGUGCUCGAGCCGCCAGCGCUCCCAGGUCUUCCGAAACUCCAUCUGGACCUUCCGUUGGAGAAGGAGGGAAGAAAAAGCCAUCAUGCAAACCAACUGCCCACAAUAUGGCCCCAUUAUUACAUUAGCAGGGAAGAGAAAAAAUCCACCGCAUUAUAUUAAGAGACACAAGUCAAGGCCUCCGGGCGCCUAAAUUAAUAUCCCAAUAAAAUUGUUUAUUGUUGUCUCCUA